AUGAAUAAAAUCGAACACGAUGAAACAUUGAUAGAAAACGCCCUAUUUUCCGAUGUUAUCAAGGCUAUCUCUGAUAAAUUUAAAACAUUCAAAGGACAAAUUAAAAUAGAUGGAGAGAUAGUCGAGGAAGGGAAUCACAGACAAUACAUGUCACUUCUCGGUUUCAAUGCCAAAACCUUUCACAAUAUCUUUUCAAAUAUGGACAAAAAAUCCGAUGCUUCCGAUUGGUAUUUUACAGGAAAAAUAAUUUUAAUGAAAGACAAUUUCCAAGAAAUCAAAAGGUCGAGAGUUGGUAGAGGAGGAACUGAUCUACUUAAAAAGAUAAAUGAAUACGAAGGCGAAAAUUGUUACAUACCUGCAGAUGGUCACUGUUUUAUCAAAUGCGUCAAUCGUGUUUUGAACAAAGAUUUAACGUGUAAAUUUCAAGAAUACAUCAACGGGUUUUCAAAAGCAAAUAGAAAAGGAGUGAUGACUUGUGCUAGAAUGAAGGAAUUCAACAAGAAAUUUAACACUUCGUUUCAAAUUUAUAAUCCCAAAAACAGACAUUUUCAUCCCAGAGACGUUCACGAUGAAUUAGAUUGGGUUUUUUACUUACACAACUCGCAUUUCUGUCUGAUUAGAAGAAGGCAAAAAAGUUUGGGAAUUCAAGAAAUAGAAGACAAUUACGAACAGGUGUGGAAAACGUGUAGAGACGAUAACGCAGUAACACAGGUUUCACCCCUCAAACUAAACGUGCUUUCAAGUAUGAGUGAUGAUGCGUUAUUCGCUUGGGAUUGCGAAACGUAUUCAGAAAAAAACAGUCGAAGAGCAAUUCCUUAUGCCUGA
Molecule: messenger RNA, 825 nt
Organism: Lottia gigantea (owl limpet)
Lineage: Eukaryota; Metazoa; Mollusca; Gastropoda; Lottiidae
Exons: 1
Coding region: 1-825 (274 amino acids)
Source: RefSeq, a predicted model, not a curated record